CUAUAAGUACGGAGAGAUAAUAGUAUGCGGGGCAGACUAGCGGAGGAAGACUUAGCGGAGCGGGAUGACAACUACCAAGUAGUCGAGCAAGAGGUCUCCAACGGGUGCAGGCAAGAACCGGAUAUUAUCCUUAAACUUGCCCGUUUGCUGCUGACCUUUGUGGUAUGUAGUGUGUAGUAUAACUAGUCUGUGCUUAAGGUAGACGUUUCGCCGCCGCUGGGUGUUACACCAGGUGACGGAGAACAGUUCACUCUCGCGCAGAGGCUAGCUAGAACCCAUGUGGAUUAAGACUAAGAGCCUUUUUAGGAACUCGUUAGCCACGGCCUCAUACUGCUCAAUCGCCUUCCCUCGCCAGACCUUAGCGCCAUCCGCGGUGGCAUCCAGGAACGAGUCCCGCAACGGCUUCGAGUCUUGGAUAACGGUUAGCAAAGACCUCGCUAGCGGCUUUACUAGCUCAACGUUCUCCCGGUGCUGGCCAAAGAACCAGCCAAAGGCAUCGGCGUCCAAGUUGUCCUUUAAAGCCCAAGUACGCAUCCGCGGGAGGUUCUGGGCCCCGAAUAUUAGCUCGUCGUAGAGUAGGUGCUAGGCCUGCUAGAAGUCGGAGAGUAAGAGCCGCGGCACGUGAUCCAUAUGCAAAUCAACGUCCCGGUAGGUCAGGACCUUCUCGUCCACAUCCCACUGUGCUUGGUGCGGCCCAACGACCUCCUUCGAGACAGUAAACAGCAGUAAGCGCUAGCCGAGGAUCUCGCCCAUGGGAGUCUCGGUGUCCUGCUUUAAGAACCGCCCGCAAUACUGCUCAAUGCGCUCGAGUGUAUCACCUAGCUCCGCCUUCUCUAGACAGGCGCUGGCGUGGAAGAUGAUGAGCUGCGCAACCUAGAUCACACCAGACAAGCAGCUAUUAUAGUUGCCCGGCUCCUUCCAAGUCUUGGUGUGUGGCUUGACGCUGAGCAUAGCGCAGAAGCUGAGUAGUGGGGAGUUGUACCGAUUGCCUCCAAAUUCGUGGCAGAUCAGCGCCAUUGAGAGGACGGAUAUAGCAUCUCUC
Messenger RNA from Mollisia scopiformis, 1042 nucleotides. RefSeq lists its product as uncharacterized. The transcript has a single exon. Lineage: Eukaryota; Fungi; Ascomycota; Leotiomycetes; Helotiales; Mollisiaceae. The coding region runs from base 278 to 574 and encodes 98 amino acids. The record is from RefSeq and is a predicted model, not a curated record.